Messenger RNA from Penicillium oxalicum, 1467 nucleotides. RefSeq lists its product as uncharacterized. The transcript is spliced from 7 exons. The coding region runs from base 1 to 1467 and encodes 488 amino acids. Lineage: Eukaryota; Fungi; Ascomycota; Eurotiomycetes; Eurotiales; Aspergillaceae. Gene Ontology annotation, molecular function: cysteine-type deubiquitinase activity; zinc ion binding. Gene Ontology annotation, biological process: protein deubiquitination. The record is from RefSeq and is a predicted model, not a curated record.
AUGGCGAGUCUGGAUUCCGUCACCGUUCUCUCCGAGGCAGCCUUCGGCUGUGAGCAUCUGGCCGCCAUCCUGCAGGACCAGUCCACUGCUGGCCUGUUCAAGAGUGGCUAUCGCAAGCAGUACGAGGCUCUGGCACCUUACACCAAGCCGGAGACAGCUGCGGUGCCAACAAGCGGCUUGCGGACAGUGGCUACUCUCAAGCCCAAGUAUCACUGUCUGAGCUGCUCCGAGGGCUGCCUCAAUUCAGAACGCCAGGCACAUACCAAGAAGACCGGCCAUGCGUUCUUCAUGGAAUCCCGGAACCGCUUUGUGUUCUGUGAGACUUGUGGCGACUUUGUCUAUGACCACGGUCUCGAAAGACUGUGCGGUCCUGCCGGCAAAUGCGAACACCGGGACCGAUGGACCGAAGACUCUGCGUCCGAGGCGUAUGUCAAAACCAACGCCUACAAGAAUCCCUGCUCCCGCCGUGGCGCCCGUGGGGUUUGGAACAUGGGCCAAACAUGUUACCAGGCUGUCAUUCUCCAGGCACUACUCCAUGACCCGACCCUCAACGCCUACUUUUUGUCAGGGGGCCAUGACAUGCACAACUGCCAGCGAAACCUGUGCAUGGCCUGCGCGACCACGGAGGUGUUCAUGGAAUUCAACAGUGGCGAGAGGACAGACGCAGUCUCGGCGGCUACCCUGCUCUACCACGGCUGGGAUACGUCGCGCGAAAUGGCCGGGUAUCGACAACAGGAUGCCCAUGAGUACUUCCAAUUCCUGGUCAAUGCCCUGCACGCUGCCACCCCCGGGCACUCGGAAAGCUACGACACCAAGUGCGAGUGCUUCUUUCAUCGCACCUUCUACGGGGAGCUUCGCAGUAGUGUAAUGUGCCACAAGUGCGGCAAAACCACCCACACCUACGAUCCGAUGGUAGACCUAAGCCUCGACGUGCAGUUGCAGAACAAAAAGCGCAAGCUCGGUCGAUCAAGUGCAUCAGGCAGUGCCAAUUUGAUCAGCUGCUUGGAGAGCUUCACUGCCGUCGAAGAUCUUCAGCACCACACUGAGGCGGCUUACCACUGCGAGAAGUGCGGAAAUACCCCUCAGCGUGCAUCGAAACGACUGCAGAUCAACAAGCUCCCGAGUAUCCUUUGCAUGCAACUAAAGCGAUAUGAACAUAAUUCGUCAUCCUCCGAGAAGAUGGAUGGCCAUAUCAACUUCCCCGUCACUUUGAACAUGUUGCCAUACACUGUCAAAAAGGACAAGGAGCGUGUCGACACGUCCAAAUACCUGUACGAUCUGUCCACUGUGGUUGUGCACCAAGGGUCGAUGGAUUCGGGUCACUAUUACUCGUACACACGACUCGGCGGUGAUAAGUGGGUGUUGAUGGAUGACAACAAAGUCACUGUUGCCAGCAUUGCCGACGUUCUCAAGCAGGACGCGUACUUGCUUUUCUACAGCAUCCGUGCGAUUCAUCCUGAUAAAUGA